AUGCUUGCACUCACUCUCCGCACUGCCGCUCGCCCAGCAUUGGUCCUCCCUCGCGUUGUCGCCGCCCGUGCCGUCCACAUGGAGUCGCACGCAAAGGCCAACCCCGAGACCGAGGGACCGCUGUACAAGGCGGGCAAUCCAUCCACGAUCCACCCUCCGUCGGCGGAGACAGGCCAGGCCAGCAAGGACCCUUCCAAGACCAAGCCCCGCGACCCCAAGAGCAAGAACCACAAGGUCACAGGAGGCAAGAACUUUGGUGACCUCCAGCAGAUGCACCAGGUGGGCUCAGACAGCCUACAACCUUGGAGCUGA
Molecule: messenger RNA, 312 nt
Organism: Apiotrichum porosum
Lineage: Eukaryota; Fungi; Basidiomycota; Tremellomycetes; Trichosporonales; Trichosporonaceae
Exons: 1
Coding region: 1-312 (103 amino acids)
Source: RefSeq, a predicted model, not a curated record